AUGGUUUUUGCUAUACCAGGAUGUCCUGCUAACGGAGUAUCAUGGUUAUUGUACCGACAACUAGAAGAUCUCAACCACCUGAACCUGCCCCCUGCCGAGGUCACUGGCGGCAUCCCGCUGAGCUCGCCCUGGACGUUCUGGCUGGAUAGGUCGCUACCGGGAACAACAGCAGCAGAAUGUGAAUCUAAUCUAAAAAAGAUAUGCACAGUUCAAACUGUGCAGAGCUUCUGGGGUGUGUACAAUAAUAUCCCGGAUGUAACAAACCUGCCUCUGAGAUGUAGUUACCAUUUAAUGAGAGGCGAGAGGAAGCCGCUAUGGGAAGAAGAAAGCAAUGCAAAAGGUGGAGUGUGGAAAAUGAAAGUUCCUAAAGAUAGUUCAAAGCUGGUUUGGCGAGAAUUAUUGCUAGCUACUAUUGGAGAACAGUUUACAGACAGAUGUGCAGUUGAUGACGAGGUGAUUGGUGUCAGUAUGAGCAUCCGUGACCGUGAAGAUGUAGUUCAGAUUUGGAAUGGAAAUGCUUCUGUUGUUGGAGAAGCCACAGUCUUAGAAAAAAUAUAUGAUCUUCUGCCAAACACUGCUUUCAAAGCUGUAUUUUAUAAACCCCAUGAAGAGCAUCAUGCAUUUGAAGGUGGACGUGCCAGACACUAGCAGAAAACCUUGUUUUGUUUCCUAUUUAUUUAAUACCUUUACUUCCAGAGGGUCUUUUAGUACAGUGUUAUUAGCCCAUCUUCAAGCGUGAUUUAGUCUAAGUGGCAGGUCUUAGGCUUUAUUUACAGCUCUGCACAAUGCUGACUUUAGGAUUCAUUUUAAGAACUUCAGAAUGGUCAAUUUUAGUACUCAAAGGGAAAAUUAUCUUGCCUAAGAAACUUUACUUUUGGCUGAUUUUCAUAUCAUUUCUUUGUAUGCUUCUAUCCAUAAAUCAAUAUACCUCU
Molecule: messenger RNA, 932 nt
Organism: Bombina bombina (fire-bellied toad)
Lineage: Eukaryota; Metazoa; Chordata; Amphibia; Anura; Bombinatoridae
Product: eukaryotic translation initiation factor 4E type 3-like
Exons: 2
Coding region: 1-648 (215 amino acids)
Biological process (GO): translational initiation
Cellular component (GO): eukaryotic translation initiation factor 4F complex
Molecular function (GO): translation initiation factor activity; RNA 7-methylguanosine cap binding
Source: RefSeq, a predicted model, not a curated record